Molecule: messenger RNA, 627 nt
Organism: Eimeria necatrix
Lineage: Eukaryota; Apicomplexa; Conoidasida; Eucoccidiorida; Eimeriidae
Product: GTP-binding nuclear protein ran/tc4, putative
Exons: 5
Coding region: 1-627 (208 amino acids)
Biological process (GO): protein import into nucleus; ribosomal subunit export from nucleus
Cellular component (GO): cytoplasm; nucleus
Molecular function (GO): GTPase activity; GTP binding
Source: RefSeq, a predicted model, not a curated record
AUGACGGAGCAGGUGCCUGAAUUCAAGCUAAUUUUGGUGGGCGAUGGGGGCGUAGGCAAGACCACUCUCGUGAAGCGCCACCUCACGGGCGAAUUUGAAAAGAAGUACAUCCCUACCCUAGGCGUGGAAGUGCGGCCUUUGCGUUUCUCAACGAAUUUCGGCCCCAUUGUGUUCAACGUCUGGGACACUGCUGGCCAGGAGAAGUUUGGCGGACUCCGAGAUGGCUACUAUAUCAAGGGCCAGUGCGCCAUUAUGAUGUUCGACGUAACGAGUCGCAUCACCUAUAGAAACAUUCCAAAUUGGCACCGGGAUAUUGUGAGGGUUUGCGAAAACAUACCCAUUGUCCUAGUGGACGUGAAGGACCGACAGGUAAAAGCUCGGGUUAUUCAGUUUCACCGCAAAAAAAACCUACAGUACUACGACAUCAGUGCGCGUUCAAACUAUAAUUUUGAGAAGCCGUUCUUGUGGCUCGCGCGUCGACUGACAAACCAGGCAUCCCUGAUCUUUACUGGGGAACACGCAAAGGCUCCCGAAAUCAUGAUAGACCCUUCCCUGGUGCAGCAAGCGGAGAGGGAGCUGCAGGAGGCUGUGAACACCGCUAUAGAGGACGACGAUGACGACCUGUAA